AAUGCUGCUUCAAGUCGGAGCAGCCAAGACGGAGGAAGAAGUAGGCUACGCUGCGGGAGUGAUCGAAUCCAUCUUCUCCAUCACCCAACUGCUUACCGUAUUUCACUGGGGUGCACUAUCAGACAGGAUCGGUAGAAAGCCAGUCCUGAUCAUGGGAUGUAUCGGCUCUUCCCUCUCUGCCAUCGCUUUCGGGCUCAGCAGAUCAUUUUGGGCACUUGUCAUCACGCGGAGUUUGAACGGGGUGAUGAAUGGUAACAUUGGCGUACUCAAAGCCAUUGUUGCCGAGAUUUCCGACGAGACCAAUGAGUCUAGAGCUUUUUCCUUCUUCCCCAUUUGCCUCAAUGUAGGUAUCCUCAUCGCAUCGUUCAUCGGUGGAACUUUUGGUUCAUCUGCUGGUUUUCCGAAUCUCACCAAGACGUUCCCAAUCUUCCUCACUUUUCCAUACCUUUUGCCCAAUCUGCUCGCUGCGCUGCUACCAGCCAUAGUCGCUGUGGUCGCUUGGAUCUGGCUCAAAGAGACCUUGCCGUCAAAGGCGAACGCGUCGUCCGCUUCGGAUACUACGGUCCACGACGCAGAUGGUUCCAGCUCAGCAGGGAAAGACGACACGUCUUACAAGUCACUCUUCACACCUCAUAUCAACGCCAUCAUGUUUUCCUUUGCUGUACUCUCCCUGUUGGGUGGUGCACAAUCAGCCAUCCAACCACUGUUCUGCUUCACGCCUGUGAGAGAUGGUGGACUGGGAUUCAGCGAAAGGGAGAUCGGAAUCAGCAUGUCCAUUCGAUCCGUAUCGACAGUCCUGGUCCAAGUCUUGGCCUUCCCGUGGCUACAACGGACAGUGGGGACGUUGCGGCUGUACAGAUGGCUGAUGAUCCUCUGGAUACCAACGUAUGUCGGGCUACCAUUUGUCAAUGGCUUGGCUAGAGUCGCGACGAACAACGGCAAGAUACAUGGAUCAAGCCCUGGAGUCUGGGUAGGGCUAUCCUCCACACUGUUAUGCAGUGCAGUUGCCAAUAUGGCUUUUGUCUGCAAUCUUCUCAUGACGAAUGCCGCCGCACCUUCCAGACAACUCCUAGGAGCUAUCAACGGCUAUUCUCAAGUCUUGUCAUCCGGAGUGAGAAUCAUCGGACCGGGUGGUUCUUCCAUCCUCUAUGCUGUAUCAGUAUCAAAGCAUCUACUGGGUGGAAAUCUAGUUUGGCUGGUCCUUGGCUUGACAGCAGUGCUGGGAGUCGUAUCUGGAAUCAUGAUCAGACAGUCAUGAUGAAACCGUAGAAGACCCGUGAUGUACAAUCAAUAAUGUAUCGUUUUGAUUAUCGG
Molecule: messenger RNA, 1314 nt
Organism: Kockovaella imperatae
Lineage: Eukaryota; Fungi; Basidiomycota; Tremellomycetes; Tremellales; Cuniculitremaceae
Product: major facilitator superfamily domain-containing protein
Exons: 5
Biological process (GO): transmembrane transport
Molecular function (GO): transmembrane transporter activity
Source: RefSeq, a predicted model, not a curated record